This is a messenger RNA of Acyrthosiphon pisum (pea aphid), 2129 nucleotides long. RefSeq names its product speckle type BTB/POZ protein (gene gprs). Gene Ontology annotation, molecular function: protein binding. Bases 471 to 1607 code for a protein of 378 amino acids. Lineage: Eukaryota; Metazoa; Arthropoda; Insecta; Hemiptera; Aphididae. The transcript has 8 exons. The record is from RefSeq and is a predicted model, not a curated record.
AAUACACGUAUUAUAUGUACUUUAUUAUUAUAUAUAUUUAUAAAAACUUUACAGCCUACGCGCGUUGCACCGUUACCGUGCCCUAUAUUUCCAUCAGCAAAGUCCAAGAUAAACAUAAUAAUAUUUUCACUCGCAUAUCUCUUCCAGUCUCUGAAUAAUAUUCAUUUCAACCACGCCUCCCACGCCUAUCUAUAGCAACUGCACAAAGUUUAACGUAAAUUUGUGAUUUUUUUUUGCUUGCCCAUACCAUAUCUAUAUAUAUUGUAUUCGCUACACCCGUCGCACAACAUCCAUACACGACUGACGGGUCGAACUAAAACGGACGCAUAACGCGUAUUCAUACACUUAUUUAUAGACUUCUGCAGCAUCAUAACCGGAACUAUUUACGAUAAUUUGUACAUUAUCGACGACUGCAGCAGCAACGAUAUAUUAUAGACGGAAAUAAAUUGGUCCAAAAUAUGUGGUAAAUAAUGAGACUACAAGGAGACAUGGAAUCAACCGAUGACGAGCUUGACCAGAGUGUGUUCGAAAACAAAAAUGGCCUAGCUGACGAUAUGGCGUUUCUGGCCAGUAUGCCCGAAUUAUGUGAUGUAACUUUUUUGGUCGGCGAUACGAGAGAACCAGUGUGUGCUGUAAAAGCAGUCUUAGCUGCAAGGAGUCGAGUAUUCCAUAAAAUGUUAUAUCAGCCACCGAGCCCUCAAAGAAAAAAAGAAGUUUUACCCAAAGAGACUACAAAACUAAGACGGCCUACAUUUCUAAAACGAAGCAGUGAACCGCUUCUCAAUGUAAAAAAUGCCAAUACACAAACUCAAUCCAAUCAACAUCAAACAGUCGUAGUUGAUGAAUUCGAACCAGACGUAUUUCGCCAACUUAUUGAAUAUAUACAUACUGGUUGUGUAACUUUGCAACCCAGAACAUUAUUGGGAGUACUGAAUGCAGCGGAUUAUUAUGGCCUGGAAGAUCUGCGGAAGGCAUGCACGGGCUUCGUUCAGUGCUGCAUAAAUGUGGACACGGUCUGCGCACUAUUGUCAUCAGCAGAGCGGUAUAUUCAAUACAAAUGUACUAAAAGUCUCGUUCAGAAGGUUUUGGAGUUUGUUGACGAACAUGGAAACGAAGUGUUAAACCUUGGAUCAUUCGCUCUACUACCACUACACGUGGUCCGGUUGAUAUUAAGCAGAGAUGAACUAAAGGCAGACGAAUUCACUAAAUUUCAGGCCGCACUUAUGUGGACAAUGAAAUAUGGUGAUACAAAUUCAAAUGUUGACUGGAAAGAAGUUUUUGUCGAAAAUUUUAUGUCGUCCAUUCAAUACCACAAAAUACCGGCUAAUGUACUGAUGAAUGAAGUGGAACCUUUAAAACUGGUUCCAUACGAAGUGAUCAUGACAUCAUUAGCAUAUCAGGCAGACCCCUCCUGUGUCGAUCCCGACAAAUUGAAGAGGGCCUUGAGAAUGGGUAAUUAUCAUGGACUGAUGGGCAUCAGUAGUACAAUUGGCACCGUAACGGCUGAAAGAACCAUGUCGGUGCAGAGUUCAGGCACACAUCAUGGUUCCAGCUCGACUAUUAGCUCCAUUGGAUCUAGCGAUCUAGUUGGUUCUGACAAAACUUGAUCCGAGAGAACUCCAAGUUCAUAGGCGUGCGCAUUAGCCUUAACCUUGGUUUUAUUUUAAACAAAAACUUCCAUUUUGUUAUUGAUUGGAUAUUGCGUCUAAUUAAUUAUAAAUUAUAAUUAUUAUUAAAUUCUUAUUGACAUUAAACAAUCAGAUUUAUUCUAAUAAAAAGACUGUGAUGGUUACUAAAAUGAAUUUUACUUGAAAACAACAAUAUCAUAUUAUUAUAUAUACAAUUAUUAUUAUUAAGGACCAAUUAUAAUCUAAAGUUACCUUUAACAAUAAUGUGAGCAUAAUAUAAUUUUUAAUAUACAUUUCAAAUCCUAUCCGCGCACGCCUAUGCUCAAAAAUAAAAGCAUUUUAACAAAAAUGAAUUAACUUGAGAUCCGUAUAAAGUUCUAUUUAAAUUGACGCCAAUCUAAUUAUUAAAAUUCAAAUAAUCACCAUAGGUAACCAAUGAGAUGUUUAAUUAUUUGAAUUAUUUAAUAUACAUGAUACAUUAUUGUACCUAUUAGGUAUUUA